AUGUCUUAUUAUGAUCCAUACCAAGGGAUACCACAGCAGUAUAUCAACCAGAGCUACUACCAGCCAUAUUAUGAAGAAGAGCGUUCGAUCAAUCAGCAGAACCUCCAGCAACUGCAGCAACAUAUCCUGCAACAGCAUCUUCAACAGCAACAGCAGCAACAACAGCAGCAGCAACAACUUCAACACCAACAUGGGUAUGAGCAAUAUGGCCAAUAUCAAAGUGAAUAUGGGUUAGAGAAUGAUUACCUUAAUCAAGAUCAAGGACUUCAGCUUCAACAUGGCAUCUAUGAGCAGCAUGUUCCUCUGCUUAUGGAUCAAAACCUUAGAGAUCCUCUUCAACUGCAGGACCAUUUGCAACACUUGCUUCAUCAGCAACAACAGCAACAGCAGCAACAGCAGCAGCAACAACAACAGCAACAGCAACAGCAACGCCAAUACCAACAGCAACACCUUCACCAACAGCAACACCUUCAACAGGAGGAUAUCUACCAACACCAGCAAUCCAAUAUCCCUCAAGCUCAAUUCCAAGGUCAGCAGUUGCACCAGGGUCAAUCUCAAGGCCAAUCCCAGGGCCAGCAUUCCAAUGGCCAGGAUGACUUCAAUGUUGGAUCUGGAGGCGGAGCACCUUCUAGGACUGUUUACCUUGGAAACAUCCCCUCUGAUAUCCAGCCCAAUGAACUUCUUGACUUCGUGCGUUCCGGUAUUUUAGAAUCAGUCAAGAUUCUUCCAGCGAAAAACUGUGCGUUUAUUUCCUUCAUUGACCAUCAAUCUGCUUUACUCUUCCAUUCUGACUGUAUUCUUAAAAAGCUCAACAUUAAGGGGAACGAUAUUAGAAUUGGAUGGGGGAAAAACAACGCCAUUUUGCCAGCGGUUAUGGAACUGAUUCAAAGAGACGGUGCCACGAGAAAUGUCUACUUGGGUAACUUAAAUAACCCGGUCACUGGAGAAGUUAUCACUGAGGAUGAGCUAAGAGACGAUUUAUCAUAUUAUGGUGUUAUUGAUUGUAUUAAGAUUGUCCCAGAAAAGGGUAUCGCUUUCAUACAUUUCUUAUCAAUCUUGAGUGCAAUUCGUUGUGUCGCCAACUUACCCAUGAAGGAGAAAUAUUUGGAUAAGAAAUGUUUCUACGGAAAGGAUAGAUGUGCAUUUAUUACCAAAACCCAGCAACAUAACGCUGCACAAUACUUGGGAUUAGCUCCUGGUAUGGAAAACAUUGUUACUGCAGCAGAUCGUGAGUUCAUCUCAUCUGCAUUAGUCCAGCAAUCAGCUGCUGCUGCCCAAAUUGCAACUCAAGCAGGAGGUGCAAACAAUUUAGGAAAUAGGACUGUCUAUUUGGGAAACUUGCACCAAGACUCUACAGUGGAAGAAAUUUGUAAUGUGGUUAGAGGUGGAUUAUUGCAAAGCAUUAGAUUCUUGAAGGAACGUCAUGUAUGCUUUAUUACUUUCAUCGAUCCAAUAGCUGCCGCUCAAUUUUUUGCCAUGUGUCAACUACAUGGGUUAACCAUCCAUAAUAGAAGAAUCAAGGUUGGAUGGGGAAAGCAUUCCGGCCCACUUUCCAAUGCUCUUUCGUUGGCUGUUUCCAAUGGUGCCUCUAGAAACAUAUAUGUAGGAAAUAUUGUUGAUUUUGAAUACUUCAAUCCAAUGAAGUUGAGAGAUGAUUUCUCUAAGUUUGGUGACAUUGAACAGAUCAAUUAUUUACAAGAGAAGAACUGCGCCUUCAUUAACUUCGUUAAUAUCGCCAAUGCCAUCAAGGCAAUCGAUGGAAUCAAGUCUUUUGAAGAUUAUAAGAACCUUAAGAUUAAUUUUGGUAAAGAUAGAUGUGGAAACCUUCCAAGACAGUUCCAACAAGGUGGUAAUAACAAUAAGAACAACGGUAACCAAAAUCACCUGCAAAACGAUGGCAAUCAUGUCCUGACUUUCCCACCACAACGGCAACAAUCUUUCUACGUAUAUGAUGAUGAUGAUCUGUUGGAAGGUAGCCAGCUGUGA
Messenger RNA from Dujonia railenensis, 1986 nucleotides. The record is from the annotation of a GenBank genome assembly. NCBI's taxonomy places the organism in Eukaryota, Fungi, Ascomycota, Pichiomycetes, Serinales, Debaryomycetaceae.